This is a messenger RNA of Symbiodinium natans, 1227 nucleotides long. NCBI's taxonomy places the organism in Eukaryota, Dinophyceae, Suessiales, Symbiodiniaceae. The record is from the annotation of a GenBank genome assembly.
AUGCCGAAGGCGAUGAAGAAAGGUGUUGCGAGCAAGAAGAUGGAGAAGAAGGUCCUUCUUAAGGAGGCCGCCGCGAAGAAGAAUCUUCGCUGCGCAGCGAAGACGACGAUGGCUGAGGGGGAGGAGGCCACGCUGGAAGAGAUGAUCCAAUGGCUGCGGGCCCAUCCAGCGCAGUGCUCCUCAAUGUUGGCGUCCGUCAAGAAAGGGGUGUGGGAUGGUUCCUCCAGCGACGACGAGGAUGAGGACAGACUGGCUCCCUACAUGAACAAGAUCAGGCUCAUCUCCAAGCCCAAGCUCUUGGACAUCCUCUCCGACUUGCUCCCGCAGGCCCAUCAAUGGCUGAAGGUCCUUCCCCGAAAGACGAAGAAGGAGGAGCUGGCAGCGAUCCUUGCGUUCCUUGUGCACAUGAGUCCAACAUCGGCCCUUCCGACAAAGAUUUUGAGCCGGCUCCUCGAAGAGUUCAAGGAAAGAUGGGCUGAUUUUGGCAAGCGUGCCAAAGACUGGAGGCCCAUCAGCGACAAGCAGGAGUUCUGGGACCAUCAUGCCUAUUGGUCCAUCGACAUCAACUCGGACGCGACUGAGGGGUUCCUCUGCUACGGAGCUGGCGUCGACCCGACAGACAAGAAGAACAGGGUGGCUCUUCCUUCGGAGAUUGUCUCUCAUGCCACAACUGUGGAAAAUGCGGGUUCCUUUGAUGGUGCGAUCAUCAAGAAGGGGGCUUUGAUGAGGAAUGUGGUCCAUCUGCUUUCGGAACUGGGCGAAGCGAACCGUUGGGUCCGUCCAUUGUUCUUGAAGGAGGUCCCUGGUGGAGAUGGGCAGCUCGGGAAGACGAAGAAGGCCCCUCCCGCUGAGGCGAGCAAGAUCCGCAAGAAACGUGAUGCUGACGGUGACGCCUUGCUCACGCCGCCCAGGAGGGUCCGGCAGAAGGGCAGCUCCGCGUCGAGCCCUUUGUCCUCAAAGGCCAGUAGCCAUGCCUCACCGUCCCCGCACAAGAUCAAGAAGAGGUUUGAGUCGCCGUCCAUCAGCAAGAGUCGAGGCAAGCCAUCAAAGAUGCCCACUCCACCCAAAGGCAAGGGCGGUGUGCUGGAUGUUGACGGCUCUUCCCGUUCCCCAAGCAAGCCCGCCAAGACCGGCUCCUCCCCAGCCAAGUCGAAGCCGAAGACCGGCUCCUCUCCUCUCAAGGAGGCUGCGAAUAAUAAGCAGCCGGGCUGCGUCACAGUGGACUAG